AUGAAUGUUUCAGGAAGUUUGUCCAGUGCGAUUUUCUUGGUUGCUGGCACUACCGUAGGUGCAGGGAUACUGGCGAUUCCAGCGGUGACGCAAGAAUCCGGUUUUUUGGCUUCUGCAGUUGCCUGCAUUCUCUGUUGGGCUUUCAUGGUUGUGACAGGUUUGCUGGUUGCUGAAGUGAAUGUCAAUACCAUGUGUGAACUAGGCUCUGGAGGUGUAUCUCUGGUUUCAAUGGCGAAACGGACACUUGGGUCUGUUGGAGUUCAAGUUACUUCUUGGGCCUACAUUUUCUACCAUUACGCUCUUCUUGUGGCCUACACUGCUCGGUCUUCAGGCAUCCUUACAAAUUUCCUCGGCAUUCCAAUAUGGGAGAGUGCAACUCUGUUCUCGCUGGUUCUCGGAGCCAUUUGCUUCUUUGGAAGCCAGCGAUUCAUCGGUGCAGCUAAUGGAGUUCUGGUAUUUGGACUAAUUGCAUCAUUUGCAGCACUCGUGGCAGUUGUAAGUGGAGACUUGCACUUGGAAGCUCUACUCAAGGCUAACUUUGACGCCGUUCCCAUGAGUAUACCCAUUGUUGCCCUCACAUUUGUUUAUCAGAAUGUGGUGCCAGUUCUCUGCACAAAUCUUGAAGGAGACUUGCCGAAAGUAAGAACCGCGAUUGUUCUUGGCAUGUCCAUACCACUUGGCUUGUUUCUUGUGUGGAACGCUGUAAUUCUUGGAUCUUUUCCAGAUACUGGGAUGCCCGCUGGGAAGAUGAUCGAUCCUCUGCAGCAACUGAGAUCGACCAGUGUCAUUGUUGGUCCUUUUGUGGAAGCAUUCUCUCUUCUCGCAAUCGCAACAUCAUAUAUCGGAUUUGUCUUAGGCCUCACCGAUUUCCUCUCUGACUUAUUGAAGCUGCCGACCGGGGAGAACAAGGCUCUUUCGUACCUUCUUACGCUAGUUCCACCGCUUCUCCUUUCCCUACUAGACCCAGAGAUUUUCUUCAAAGCCUUAGAUUUUGCCGGGACAUACGGAGUUAUGGUAUUGUUCGGAAUCCUCCCAGCUGCAAUGUCUUGGUCAGAUAGGUACUCAGCCUCACCAUUAAACGCAAGGAGUUUACCGCAACUUGUUCCAGGAGGAAAACUCACCCUUUCUCUUGUGAUGGGAGCUGCAGGAUACGUGAUUCUUUCUCAAGUAGUAGAGAAUUUUUCACGGUACCUAAUUCCACCAAAACAUUAUAUUCUCAAUGGAGUUCCCCCUCUUCAUCUACCAAGAUAUCAUAUUUCAUCAUCCCCGUUUGGUUUCAAAUCGAACCCAUUCUCUAGAACUCAGGCCCCUAGAUUCUUCAAGUGUUUGCCUCAGUCUCAGAGAGAAACACAAGGAACAACGGAAGUACAAGAGGAAGAAAAGGUUGUCCAAUUUGAGAGGCUCUUCUCUAACCUUAAUCGAUCAACAUUGAAGCGAGAAUCCGGAAGUUUGUCCAGUGCGAUUUUCUUGGUUGCUGGUACUACCGUAGGUGCAGGGAUACUGGCGAUUCCAGCGGUGACACAAGAAUCCGGUUUUCUGGCUUCUGCAGUCGCUUGCAUUCUCUGUUGGGCUUUCAUGGUUGUGACAGGUUUGCUGGUUGCUGAAGUGAAUGUCAACACCAUGUGUGAACUAGGCUCUGGAGGCGUAUCUCUGGUCUCAAUGGCAAAGCGGACUCUUGGGUCUGUUGGAGUUCAAGUUGCUUCUUGGUCCUACAUUUUAAUACAUUACACCCUUCUCGUGGCUUACAUUGCCCGGUCUUCAGGCAUCCUUACAAACUUCCUUGGCACUCCAAUAUGGGAAAGCGCAACUCUGUUCUCACUGGUUCUUGGAGGCAUUUGCUUCUUUGGAAGUCAGCGAUUCAUUGGUGCGGCCAAUGGAGUUCUGGUGUUUGGAUUAAUUGCAACGUUUGCAGCACUUGUGGCAGUUGCCAGCGGAGACUUGCACUGGGAAGCUCUUCUCAAGGCCAACUUUGACGCUGUUCCCAUGAGUAUACCCAUUAUUGCCCUCUCAUUUGUUUAUCAGAAUGUGGUGCCGGUUCUCUGCACAAAUCUUGAAGGAGACUUACCGAAAGUGAGAACUGCUAUUGUUCUUGGCACGGCCAUACCACUUGGCUUGUUUCUUGUGUGGAACGCUGUAAUUCUUGGAUCCUUUCCAGAUACUGGUGUGGUAGCUGAGAAAAUGACCGAUCCUCUGCAGCAACUGAGAUCGAGCAAUGUCAUUGUCGGUCCUUUUGUGGAAGCAUUCUCUCUUCUUGCAAUCGCAACAUCUUAUAUUGGAUUUGUCUUAGGCCUCUCCGAUUUCCUCUCUGAUUUAUUGAAGUACCCAUCCGGAGAGAACAAGCCUCUUCCAUACCUGCUUACGCUGGUUCCACCGCUUCUCCUGGCCCUACUGGACCCAGAGAUUUUCUUCAAGGCCUUAGAUUUUGCCGGGACAUAUGGAGUUCUGGUAUUGUUUGGAAUCCUCCCAGCUGCAAUGUCUUGGUCAGAUAGGUACAACUCAGCCUCAUCAUCAACCGCAACUCGCAUACCACAACUUGUUCCAGGAGGAAAACUCACCCUUUCUCUUGUGAUGGGAGCUGCAGGAUACGUAAUUCUUUCUGAAGUGAGAGAAUUUGUCACAGUACCUUAG
This is a messenger RNA of Arabis nemorensis, 2628 nucleotides long. Lineage: Eukaryota; Viridiplantae; Streptophyta; Magnoliopsida; Brassicales; Brassicaceae. The record is from the annotation of a GenBank genome assembly.